Messenger RNA from Pocillopora verrucosa, 2042 nucleotides. Its product is annotated as ADP-ribose pyrophosphatase, mitochondrial-like. The record is from RefSeq and is a predicted model, not a curated record. Gene Ontology annotation, molecular function: ADP-ribose diphosphatase activity. NCBI's taxonomy places the organism in Eukaryota, Metazoa, Cnidaria, Anthozoa, Scleractinia, Pocilloporidae.
ACUGUCGGAUCUGCCGCCACGGAAGUGAGUUUAUUUUCACUUUCUGUCGAGUCUGUUAUGCUCUUGCGGCAGUUUCCAAAAAUUCGUGUUGGUACUUUCACUUUUUUAGCCGCUUCCUCAGCCGUUGUUCAAGCCACUCAAACUGGACUGUGUUACUCUAUAAUGCACACCAAGGCAAGAACUCCAGAAUAUCCUAGGUCGAAUGCAAAGAAAUUUCCAGUACCAGCAGAGUUUGUGGACUGGAAAGUUCCAUUCCCAGAAUAUAAACCAGUAGAUUACACCUCUAAGCACAUUCUUCAGAUGCCACCUUAUGCAGAUCCAGAUAUAAGGAAAGGACCUGCCAAUGUUCCUCUCAAAUUCAAUGCCCUGGAUACAACUUACAACACUGACAGGAAAAGUUACAUAGGAGAAUAUGAAGUUGUACAAGGUGUUCCAAGGAACCCUGUUGGUAGAACAGGGAUGAUUGGAAGAGGAGAUCUUGGCAGAUGGGGCCCCAACCAUGCCGCAGAUCCAGUUGUCACCAGGUGGAAAAGAGACAGUUCGGGAGAAAAAGUUAUGAAAGAAGGAAAACCUGUUCUAGAAAUUGUUGCUAUUCAGAGGAGAGAUUGCAAAGAAUGGGCUCUUCCUGGGGGUAUGGUAGAUCCAGGUGAUACUGUCACAAACACCCUUAAGAAGGAAUUUGGUGAGGAAGCUUUAAACUCCUUGGAAGUUUCACCUGAAGAAAACAAAAGAAUCCAGGAAUCACUUGAGCAUCUUUUUCAUCAUGGAACUCUGGUAUUUCAAGGCUACAUAGAUGAUCCCAGAAACACAGACAACGCCUGGAUGGAAAGUCAAGCGGUUAAUUUUCACGACGAUAGUGGAAACGCCUUCAAUAAGUUCACUCUGCAAGCUGGAGAUGACGCCCAAAACGUCAAAUGGGUCGAGGUGUCUCACGAACUACGCUUAUAUGCAAACCAUCUCGACUUGGUAAAAGAAGUAGCUAUGAAGCAUAAAGCGUAUUGGUAGCCAGCCAGCGGGAAUAAAUUCACACAGAUUAGAUUUUUAGAUAAAUUCAGUUUGUAAUUCAAACUUGCUUUACAUUUCCGUUACAUUUACGACCCGUGGCUCUGAUUAUUUAAACAACGUUUAGGCGUUGUUUGGCCGAACCGCGUUAAACAAUCCUCAAUUUUGCCAAACCUUUCAUUUACUUUUAUCUGAACACUUAUUUUUGUGAACCGUGUCAAAAGGGCUAAAAGCUAAUAGUGGAAGGGCAGUUAUUUAAUCUAAGCAACUGUCGUAUAGAGAAAACCUGAGGCACACUGAUUGUUAGUCUGUUCCAGGCGUCCAGUUAGUAAAAUGGAGCGAAAGCGAAAGAGCGAGAGAGAGGUUUGGGUCGGGUCAGGUAUUACGCGACCCGAACCAAACCUCUCUCUUUGUUUUUCUUCAUUUGCUACCAGCGCGCCGUUUACUAUCGCGCUUCGUGUACUUACUGAACGCCUGAAUUGCGUAAAAGCACAGUUUGGGCUAGACCUCAGGUAAAUAACCAGUCCAUUGAGUCAGGUCAGAAACAUACAGGAAAAUAUUAAAUGUUUGCAUGCUUUAUGCUUCAUAUUGAGUGUAAAGGUUUGGUCACUACCUCUGUUGCUAAGUUUUGUGCCAGUCAACGUGAUCUUCCUGACGACCGUUCGUCAACUAUAUAUCUCGUGCACGAUUAGUCUAAAUGUGUCAUGUGGUGCAACCUGAAUGAGAGAGUAUUAAGGUGUUCCAUUGCGUAAAUGGAACACCUUAAAUUGGUCUUUGUAUCAUAUUUGUACCAAAAAAAUAAAUUAAUGCACUGAAAUAGGCAACGAUUACAAUUGUGAGGCCACUGACUAUGUGCAAGUGCGAGACCAAACAGUUUCCCAAAUUCUUUAGAAAGUUUUAAGAUGAAAAUUAUGCACAAAAGUCUUUUUCAAUUAAGUUCUCAAACUUUAAACAGUUCCUGAGUCUAAGUCAGUGGCCUCAAGUAUAAUUUUACAUUGCACAUGUGCACCGAUUUGAAUAAAAGUGGUUCAUUUGUUUUA